This is a messenger RNA of Arachis ipaensis, 636 nucleotides long. The record is from RefSeq and is a predicted model, not a curated record. NCBI's taxonomy places the organism in Eukaryota, Viridiplantae, Streptophyta, Magnoliopsida, Fabales, Fabaceae.
AUGCCCGAUAAUCCUCCAAGAAAUAGGGGACACAGGCGUGCUCAUUCAAAGAUUCUAACCCUACCUGAUGAUAUCAGCUUCGACAGUGACCUUGGUGUUGUUGGAGGCGCCGAUGUGGCGCCGUUUUCUGAUGACACAGAGGAGGACUUACUUUCAAUGUACCUCGAUAUGGAUAAAUUCAAUUCAUCAUCUGCGACAUCAACAUUUCAAAUGGGUGAGCCAUCUAAUGCUGCUGCAGCUUCAGGUUUGGCACUCACAUCAGGUCCUGCAUCAGGAGGGCCUACCUCUUCUGCAGAGAACAGUGUCCUUGGUAACAAUGAACGGCCUAGAGUUAGACACCAACACAGUCAAUCCAUGGAUGGGUCAACAACCAUCAAACCUGAGAUGCUAGUCUCUGGUUCAGAAUACAUAUCUGCAGCUGAUUCUAAAAAAGCAAUGUCAGCUGCCAAGCUUGCCCAACUAGCCUUAAUUGAUCCCAAGCGUGCAAAGAGGUAUCGUUUCUGAACAAGUCCUAUUUGUUUUGUCAUUAUCUUUAGCUUGGGGAGACUGAACCAAUUAUGGACUGGUGUGUGAUUUUGUGCCUUAUUUAAUUCUGAAAUUUAGAUAUGUUUAUAUACUGUAUUUUGAUUGCUGUAG